Messenger RNA from Saccostrea echinata, 827 nucleotides. RefSeq lists its product as uncharacterized. The transcript is spliced from 4 exons. NCBI's taxonomy places the organism in Eukaryota, Metazoa, Mollusca, Bivalvia, Ostreida, Ostreidae. Gene Ontology annotation, cellular component: membrane. The record is from RefSeq and is a predicted model, not a curated record. Bases 3 to 827 code for a protein of 274 amino acids.
CUAUGGAGUCUUGUUGUUGUCUAAACUUUAAAGAAGAGUUUAGAUUGCGAAAUUUGUCAUUAAAACACAACAAAGCGAAAUCUUUCGUGACUUCUCAGUGUGGACCAAGGUAUUUCUACCCAGUAUGGACGACAUUUUGGGCACUUUAUCAUCUGUUGAACCUUCUCCUCAUGCCUUACUAUUCUACAGAAUGGCCAAAUACCCUAGCUUGGCCUUUGUAUUUGACGAACUUGGGAUACGCUGUCCUGGGAAUUUUUUCAAUUUCUGACUGUAUUUUCACUAUUUAUGUGCAUAUAAAACGACCGGAUAUUUUGUCUGGGAGUGCGAGUGAAUCUCCAUGGUAUCUCCAGUUUGUGUGGUGUCUAUAUAAUAUCAACAAUGUGGUGGCUCUUACAAUAUCCGUGUCAUAUUAUGGCCUCCUAACUGUCAGUUUUGAUCCACCAAGCAUUAUCACCCACAUGAUAAACGCUUUCUUCACAUUUGCCAACAUCUUAGUAUGUGCCAAACCGACAAAACUCUUGCAUGCCUACCAACCUCUACUCUUUUCUGCAGCAUAUCUCAUUCUCUCCCUCAUUUAUUACGCCGCGGGGGGAUCGGCGAUCUACUCCGUGCUAGAUUGGAACAAUUUGUCAGUGGCUCUACCGACAGGUUUGAUUGUGGCAUUCGUGUUGGGAUUAUUGGUGCAUCUUUUUGUGUUCGUGUUGUUUAAAAUUCGUGUGCUUUUUCAUAAGAGACUUUGCAGUCAGACAAAAGUUGACACAAUUCAAGUGUGUAUUGUUGAAAAGGAGAAAUAUGCGGUGGAAAGUCCUAAAAAAGUGGGGCCUUAA